UCCACGUACGAUCGCGAGACGCGAGAAACAGUCUAACUCUUGAUGUUGAGCUCUGUCCUGAGGGGUUCUUAGCUGAUCCGGAUCGUAUUGCCAAAAAGGCAUUGGCCUUCGCAAGAUAACGUCGUUAGUGUUAUUGGGUUUACAAGUUAUAGAAGUCAGGUGGCGCACUCUUUUUUGUGUGACAUUGCUGUAGAGGUCAUUGGUCAUUCAGUUCUGCGAGUGGAUAGAAGAUGCUUUCCAGUGUGAUCACCACCCAUUCCCCUCACUCAUCCCCUCCGACCAGCCCAACGGGGAUAGGGCCGACUUCACCCCGCAAUGAGGCCCGCAUGACCGCCCAGGCCAAACGCCACAAGUACUUGCGCCGCAUCCUACGCUUCCGUCAGAUGGACUUUGAGUUUGCCAUGUGGCAGAUGAUCUAUCUUCUGGUGGCUCCUCAGAAAGUAUACCGCAAUUUUCAGUACAGAAAACAAACCAAGAACCAAUUUGCUCGGGAUGAUCCAGCUUUCCUUGUCCUUCUGAGUGUCUGCCUAUGUGCUUCUUCGGUAGGAUUUGCCUUUGUGUUGGAUUUACAUUUUGUUGGAUUCCUCAAGUUUCUUCUCUGGGUAGUGUGUAUUGACUGCAUUGGUGUUGGACUCUGUAUUGCGACGGCUCUCUGGUUCAUAACAAACAGAUAUCUUUUGAUAUCACAUCGUGGUCAAGAUGUUGAAUGGGGCUAUGCUUUUGAUGUUCAUCUCAAUGCUUUCUUUCCUAUUCUCAUCAUUCUUCAUGUGUUUCAGCUCAUUCUUUACAUGCCAAUUAUUAAUAGAGAUUCUUUCCUUUCAACAUUCUUUGGUGACACACUGUGGGUGAUUGCGAUUGGAUACUAUAUCUACAUUACUUUUCUUGGUUACAGUGCGUUGCCAUUUCUCAAGAGGACUGUUGUGCUCCUGUACCCCCCGUGUGUCACACUAUUCUGCCUCUACAUCCUCUCUGUUACUCUCAACUGGAACAUCAGUCGGACAGUCAUGCACUUUUACAGAUACCGCGUCAAGUAAAUCCCUUGAAACUGAAGCGAAAAGAAAGACAGAGACUUCAAAUAAAUUAUAUACCACACUUGUAUAGUGCAUAAUCGUAUGAGCCGACAUCUGUGUGCACUUGGUCAGAACGGUUGGUACAUUCUUCUGUCACAGUUACCCUGUGUUUUUGGUACGCUUUCACUUGGGGGCUACAACCUUCAUCCGGGCACCGUCUUACAAAGAGUUGUGAUUGAUCUGAUCAACCACAACUAUGGAAAGCCAGCAACGUCAACAUGAAAUACAUGUUUGUUCAAACCGUUUUCUAGGUGUAAUGUGUAUCCAUACAUUCAGCCAUCAGUAUCUUAAUAUAUCAGCAUGCUUCCUCUUUAUUUGGAAAGGACAGUUUGCGAAUUUCCUGUAGAAAAAAAUUAUGACAAUGAUGGAUUUCCAUAUAGUUGAUAUUGAUUGGAUCAAUCACAACUCU
Lytechinus variegatus (green sea urchin) is the source of this 1479-nucleotide messenger RNA. RefSeq names its product protein unc-50 homolog (gene unc50). Bases 231 to 1034 code for a protein of 267 amino acids. The record is from RefSeq and is a predicted model, not a curated record. Gene Ontology annotation, cellular component: Golgi membrane. The transcript has 8 exons. NCBI's taxonomy places the organism in Eukaryota, Metazoa, Echinodermata, Echinoidea, Temnopleuroida, Toxopneustidae.